AUGUCGCAGGCCGCAAUUGACAGGUUGCACAGGCCUGAUUUACAAGAUAGUGCUCUUAUAAAGCUCUGGGGGAAGGCGAUGACAACAGCUGAUUGUGGUGCACCAGCCUUGGUAGGAAAAUCACAUACACUGGGUUGUGAGAUAUCUGGUGAAAUAACCAAUGGAAUCAAUUGGUUUCGUGGUGUGGAAAAAAUAAUCACAUGUUUCAAAGAAGGUUUCUGUAUUUCUUCUAACCGUGAAAAAUACCAAGUUUUUCCAGAAGCCCACUCUGCCACCAGUCAUCAGUUUAUUAUCAAUAAAAUAACAGAAGAAGAUAUGGAAAUGACCUGGUCGUGUGUUGAUGAUACCAAACUUUCUCCUACCAUGUCAGUCUCUUCUAGCUGCAAGAUUAAGAGAGAAUAUGACAUUGUGACGACAGCUGAUUGUGGUGAUGAGGUGGAUGAAGGGAAACCUCAUGUUUUAACUUGUAGGAUGAGAAAUCCAAUAGCCCAUGGUAUCACAUGGUUCAGGAACAGAGACAGCGUCCUCAUUUGCUCAAAAGACUUGAAAUGUGUGGUUCCUGUGAACAAACAAGGACUGUAUGCCUUCUCAUCAACUAAUAACCUCUCGUCCAUACUUCUCAUUAUUGCCAGUGUAUCGGCGGAUGAUCUUCAACAUUCCUGGUCCUGUAUUGUUGGAUCAUCUUAUCCGCCAACCAUUCCUACAUCAUCAACAUGCAGGCUUAAACAAGCCCAUUUAUCUGGAUGUGAAACGGCCCUAAUAGUGGUUAUUAUCCUGGCUAUUAUAGCAGCGUUUGUUGUGGGCCUUAGUGUGUGGUAUUGCUGUAAAACAAAACGAUUCGAGAAUUCUGAAAACCUGCAAUCCGACUGACAGAAUGGUGGCCUCAAUAUCAAAAACCCAGCAGUAAAAGCGGAAUAGGAAUGGUAAUAAGGUGGAAGAUGAACAAUUGGAAUCAGUUCAGUUUUUGGAGGAGAUUUGGAUUAUUCGUUCACUUAUGAGUUGUGAAGAUUUUAGAAGCUAUGAACGAUCAUCAUUUGGCGUCUGCAGGAUUUUUUUUAUGCUAUACUUUUUGAUAUUGAGGUCAUUUUAGUUUUAACGACUAUUUAUUGAUACGGGUUCAGUGUAACAUAAUAUUAGUUAAAUUGAUCACAGACGACUUCGGUAUCAGAUCGUGAAUUUUUUUUUUUAGAAAAUAUGAAGUUUAAUUAUAAAAUUUGGUUGCAAACGAUCUUCAGAAUUAGAUGGUGAAAUAACUACGUGUUCUUACUACACGUAGCGAUAUCUACUCGUUUUUAAAUGAAUGAAUACAAUGAAUAUAAUGAAAUUUAAUCCAAAUUUUGUAUAACUUGUACUUAAUAUUGUCGAUAGUGUGUUAAUUGAAAAUAUUGUUCGACGGACAGCUAAUAGAAGUUGCGCUGAACCCAUAUCUACAGUAAUUAAUGAUUUACAUCUAGUUAGUCUUUAGAAACUUCCAACUUUAAAAAUUUUGUCAAUUUAGUAUAAGAGUUUUGAAUCUAUCAUAAGUAGUAGGUGUAUUAAAACAAAAAACGCCAGGAUUGUAUAUUACGUCUUAUUUCGUCUACUUGUUAAUUUUACAAAGCUAAUUCCUCACUUUAAUAAAUGCAGUGAACUAUAUUAUUAUGAAGCUGUAGGUACCAUAUACAACUUGCAGGAAUUUAGACGUCGCAACUUAAGUAAAAGUGUUACUACGAGGGCACAUAUUAAUUCCCCAAGCAUUAUUAUUACAGUUAUUACUAACUAAAAUCGACCCAUAUUUUUAAACAUUUUUUAAUUAUUUGUCCUUGUUACGGUUGAUUAUAAUGGCAAGUAACUUAGUAUUAUUAAUUAUGGCAGCUGAUUAGAAAUCCUACAGCUGAGUUUGGAUUUCUAGACAUAUUAAACCAAAAAUCAUAAAGCGGGUUUGUGUAAAUCGUGUUGCCUGACAUGCCAUGUUCAUAAUAAAGCUACAGCAGUUAAUUUCUAGCCUAUUUAUAAUCAAUGUCAAUGAUUUAUUUGCUUUCAUUGUUUGUUUGAACAGGAAACCAAUUUACAUUCAGUU
Molecule: messenger RNA, 2059 nt
Organism: Lottia gigantea (owl limpet)
Lineage: Eukaryota; Metazoa; Mollusca; Gastropoda; Lottiidae
Exons: 5
Coding region: 1-870 (289 amino acids)
Source: RefSeq, a predicted model, not a curated record